Drosophila persimilis is the source of this 1605-nucleotide messenger RNA. It is a transcript of the gene Gr63a, whose product is annotated as gustatory and odorant receptor 63a. Gene Ontology annotation, cellular component: membrane; axon; neuronal cell body. Lineage: Eukaryota; Metazoa; Arthropoda; Insecta; Diptera; Drosophilidae. Gene Ontology annotation, molecular function: sweet taste receptor activity. The record is from RefSeq and is a predicted model, not a curated record. Gene Ontology annotation, biological process: sensory perception of taste. The transcript has 3 exons. The coding region runs from base 73 to 1587 and encodes 504 amino acids.
UGUAAAUAGGGCGUGGUCAAUAAGGGGCGUGCCCAAUAAAUUCCUAAUGCCAAUGUCUAGUUCUAAAAGGCCAUGGACAUGAAAUUUCCUCACAGUUUCUCUAAGAUGGCCAACUAUUACAGACGUAAAAAGGAUGCGGUGUUCCACAAUGCCAAGCCGAUCAACAGUGGCAAUGCCCAGGCCUAUCUAUACGGAGUGCGGAAGUACUCCAUUGGGCUGGCCGAGCGCUUGGACGCUGACUACCAGCCGCCUCCAAGUGACAGGAAAAAGAGCUCGGAUAGCACUGGCUCCAACAAUCCAGAAUUUACGCCAAGCGUUUUCUACAGGAACAUUGCUCCUGUGAAUUGGUUUCUGCGUAUCAUUGGUGUUCUACCCAUCGUCCGACGUGGUCCGGCCCGAGCCAAGUUCGAAAUGAGCUCGGCCUCGUUUGUCUACUCUGUGGUUUUCUUCAUGCUGCUGGCGUGCUAUGUCGGUUAUGUGGCCAACAAUCGCAUCCACAUCGUACGCUCGCUAAGCGGCCCUUUCGAGGAGGCGGUGAUUGCCUAUCUGUUUCUUGUCAACAUUUUGCCGAUUAUGGUUAUACCGAUACUGUGGUGGGAGGCCAGGAAGAUUGCCAAGUUAUUCAACGACUGGGAUGACUUCGAAGUGCUGUACUAUCAGAUCUCUGGGCACAGUCUGCCGCUCCGUCUGCGCCAAAAAGCCCUGUACAUUGCCAUUGUGUUGCCCAUUCUCUCGGUGCUGUCGGUGGUGAUUACCCACAUAACCAUGUCGGACUUAAACAUCAAUCAGGUGGUGCCCUACUGCAUUCUGGACAACCUGACGGCCAUGCUGGGCGCUUGGUGGUUCCUAAUUUGCGAGGCCAUGAGCACCACGGCUCACCUUCUGGCGGAGCGGUUCCAGAAGGCCCUCAAACACAUUGGUCCUGCCGCGAUGGUGGCCGAUUACCGAGUGCUCUGGCUGCGACUGAGCAAACUCACCCGGGAUACGGGCAAUGCCAUGUGCUAUACGUUUGUCUUUAUGAGCCUGUACUUGUUUUUCAUCAUCACGCUGUCUAUUUACGGCCUGAUGUCGCAGCUCUCGGAGGGAUUCGGCAUCAAGGAUAUAGGACUCACAAUCACGGCUCUCUGGAACAUUGGUCUGCUCUUCUACAUCUGCGACGAGGCUCAUUAUGCCUCGGUUAAUGUGCGCACCAAUUUCCAAAAGAAACUUCUCAUGGUGGAGCUCAAUUGGAUGAACUCGGAUGCCCAGACGGAGAUCAAUAUGUUUCUCCGUGCCACCGAAAUGAAUCCCUCGACCAUCAACUGCGGUGGUUUCUUCGAUGUAAACAGGAGUUUGUUCAAGGGCUUGCUCACCACAAUGGUUACCUAUCUGGUGGUGCUGCUGCAGUUCCAGAUAAGUAUUCCCACGGACAAGGGAGACUCCGAUGGCGGCACAAAUAUCACCGUGGUGGACAUGCUCAUGGACAGUCUCGGCAAUGAUAUGACUAUAUUGAGCGCCUCGAGCUCCACUACCACCCAUUCUACAGCCACAUCAAGCACAACCCCGCCACCGGCAAGCGCCAAGCAUGGUCGUGGUCAUAGGGGAUAAGAUAUACAUAUACAUAUA